Camellia sinensis is the source of this 1592-nucleotide messenger RNA. RefSeq names its product protein LIGHT-DEPENDENT SHORT HYPOCOTYLS 3. Gene Ontology annotation, cellular component: nucleus. Gene Ontology annotation, biological process: mRNA transcription; response to light stimulus. The record is from RefSeq and is a predicted model, not a curated record. NCBI's taxonomy places the organism in Eukaryota, Viridiplantae, Streptophyta, Magnoliopsida, Ericales, Theaceae.
CAAAGGUCUACUACAAGAAGCAUUACUGCCUCCCAAGCUUUCCUUGUACUGCUCAAACAAGGAAACUCCAAACAUCAGAGAGAAGAGAAUCCCCUCACUCUCCCAUCCAUCCAUCAAUCUCAUCAAUAUCUCAUCAACAUCUCAUCAACAAAUAAUAUCCAAAUUUCAACAUCAAAACCUUCUUUUUGCUUCACUCAUCAAAAUCUUCUGCUCUGUGUCUAAGCACAAAUAUGGAAAACCUGUUAUAAUUCCUUCCCUUGUUUUUCUUUUCUUUUCUUGAAGUGUGUGGUGAGAGUUUCCAUUAACAUCUUAAAAAAAGGUUUAUCAGCUGGUGAAAGUACUAUGAGAAGCAAGGAUGCAUCCUCUUUCAAUUGAAGCCUCUCUCUCUUUCUCUCUAGUCUUUUUCUCCUUUUAGGUAUAUAGCACACACAGUACACUGUCCUACUACUAAUAUUCAAAAGAAGUAAAUGAAACCCUAGAAGAAGAAAAACAGCAGUUAAUAGAGAAGAGAGAAAACACACCUCCAUAACCUUCACUAACCCUAAUCAUCUACAAGAUCCAACAAAAUUAACCCCCCAAAAGAACCCAGAUCACCAGUUCCAUGGAUUCAAUCCCAGAAGUAGAGAGUUCCAACUCUGGCAACACCACCACCAACAACAACUCUGGUGGCACCUCUUCAUCAUCAGCUUCCACACCAAGCCGAUACGAAAACCAGAAACGCCGAGACUGGAACACCUUCGGCCAAUACCUGAAAAACCACCGCCCACCGCUCUCCCUCUCGCGGUGCAGCGGUGCUCAUGUCCUCGAAUUCCUCCGGUACCUCGACCAAUUCGGCAAGACCAAGGUUCACACCCCAAUAUGUCCCUUCUACGGCCACCCUAACCCUCCGGCACCGUGUCCCUGCCCGCUUCGCCAAGCCUGGGGAAGCCUUGAUGCUCUCAUCGGACGCCUCAGAGCUGCCUUCGAAGAGAAUGGAGGAAGGCCUGAAACAAACCCAUUUGGGGCUCGAGCCGUGAGACUUUAUCUUCGUGAGGUUCGUGAUUUGCAGUCAAAGGCUAGAGGAAUCAGCUACGAGAAGAAGAAGCGGAAGCGCCCGCCACCACCACAACAGUUGCCACCGCCGGAUGCAAGUUGAAUGAUGGAGACGAUGCAUUGCAUUCACCAAGAAAGCUAUCAAAAAUGGAUCUUGUCCAAUUAAUCCCCAUGUUUGUGCUUAAAAUCUCUCUCUUUGUUGGUUGGUACUUUCUUUGAAAUGAAGGUUAGUUACUUUACUUAUUACUUUCCUCAAGUUGUAGCAACAAUAAACUGUUGUUUGGUUUCUGUGUGUACUCAACUGUUGUUUGCUAUCAGAGAACCAAUUAAUGGUUAGAUCUGGAGGAGAGACACCUUUGUUUCUGCUUUUGAUGCAAACAGUAUUAGUAGCAUCAGUAGUAGUUAAGAGAGACUAGAGUGAUAGUUGAUGUACUAUAAGUCUGUAAGAGUAAAUUAAUGUAAUUUCAGUCAUGAGAUUUAUGUGGAUGAUACUGAGCAAUCUCUUAUUUGCAGAUCAUGUAAUUUUAUGUUCUGAAAACCUCUCAAAUAUGUUUUAAGCA